AUGUGGCUACCGUUGCUUGUAAAGAGUGUAUUAGUGAUGAUACCCGCCAUGAUCCAUUUUGUCCUGACAGGGAACUCAUUCAUCACUCCCGAGCUAUCUAAUAGAUUUGUCGGCAACUUUCUAACCGCUCCUCGGCGAGCUUCAGGCGAUCUCGAUGGAAGGCGGCUCCUGAUAAAUGCCUCACGUUUUAUAUUCGAAUUGAUACUAUUGCAGGAGGAUAAAGAUCUGGUGCAUGAAUUCGUGCAAAAUGAAGGACUUUCCACUCUCAUCAAAGUAGGCACAGAUGCAGAUCAAAAUUAUCAAAACUACAUCCUACGAGCUUUGGGCCAGGUGAUGCUGUACGUGGACGGCAUGAACGGUGUCAUCAACCAUCCAGGUACUGUUCAAUGGCUCUACGAUCUUGUGUCUUCCAAGUUCCGAUUGGUUGUCAAAACCGCCCUCAAGCUCUUGUUGGUCUUCGUGGAGUAUGCAGAUACCAACUGUGUGCUUUUAGUAAAAGCCAUACGAGGAGUAGACUACGUUCGUACAUCAAAACCUUGGAGUAAUGUUAUGAAGUUGAUAAAAGAAUGUGAUGUUGCGGAUACUGAGCUUCUGAUCUAUGCCAUGACUCUAAUAAACAAAACUCUCAAUGGCAUCCCUGAUCAGGACAUGUACUAUGACCAAGUUGAUGCGAUAGAGGAACAAGGGCUAGAAACCAUCAUUCGAAAGUAUAUGGCAAAGCAGGGGGCAGAUUUAGACUUAUUGAGACAAUUUCAGAUUUAUGAGGCAGUAUUGAGGCACGAGGAUGGAGAUGAGAAAGGAACACCUCUUCGACAGCUUGAUGAAUCCAUAAGAAAAGCAGUGAAGAACCGUAAAAGCUUAACAGGCAGCCUCGACAUGGAGAGGCGGAAGUCGAGACGAUACUCAACUGGUAACACCCCCCUGACGCUUACCCUCACUCCUACCAGGCUAAUUGUCUCUCAAGACACUCAAAGUGAUGAUACCCUCAAUAUCAACGGGGAGAACGGGGUAGGUGUUACUCCUGGAUUGAGAAGGAGGAGAGAGAGGGCUGAAAGGCAGAAGAGCUUCAUCAGGGAACAGCGAGAGGCAACACUAAGGGCACAACAAAGCAGCUCCGAAGCCUCAAGUGAAGAAGCUAAUUCUAGGCCGUCCCGGAUACACCAUCGUCAAUCCCUUCCUGUCCAACCGCCUCCACCACCUCCAGGAAUUGAAAACGGCGACAGAAGAAUUGAAGGGGAAGACGAAGAAAAAUGUAGAGAUGGUCUGGUGAGGGAUCUUUCCCAGAAAUUAGCAAAUAAUCUUCACAGCCCUGGAGACGAAUCCAAAUAUCCCUUCUCUGAUAUGAAAGGAAUCAUUUCUAAAGCCAAAGAAGAGCUUGCCAAGUCCCAAUCAAGAGGAGAUGCACUGAAGAGUCCAACGACAGAAAUGCCUCGACCAGAAAUCAAGAAAACUGAAACCGAGUUGCACUGGGAGGAGAUGGCCCGAUCUUGCACCCGCCUUUUAAAACUGUGCGAUUUAGACUUCACAGAUCUCGGAAGUGAUGAAGAGCGUGAUGUUCUAGCGCCAGCAGGUGUAGCGGGGGGUAUUCCUCCCCCACCUCCACCUGUGGCCCCUCCCCCUGUCGGUCCACCUCCUCCCAUUGAACAGAACAAUACAAGCACACUACCUCAAAACAAGAAAACAAAGAAGACUGUGAAAUUAUUUUGGAAGGAAGUACGAGAUGACCCAAUCGUCAUGACCAAAAUGAGCCCUGGCCAACUCCUCUGGGAUGAGCUCUUGCCUGUAGUCAUAGAUACCCAAAAAUUAGAACACCUAUUUGAAUCUCGUGCAAAAGACCUAAUCACAAAGAAACAACAGGAGAUGAAUAAAAACAAGGAAAUAAUAGUUUUGGAUCACAAAAGAUCGAAUGCCAUAAAUAUAGGAAUGACCAAGCUACCUCCACCAAGAUCAAUCAAAACAGCAAUCCUCAAAAUGGAUGCAACCGUUAUGAAUAGAGAAGGGAUUGAAAAACUCCUAACCAUGUUACCUACAGAAGAAGAAAGAUCAAAAAUUCAAGAAGCUCAAGCAGCGAAUCCUGAUCUUCCUCUAGGAAGUGCUGAGCAAUUUCUUUUGACUCUAGCAUCUAUUUCAGAGCUUCCAGCAAGGCUCAAGUUAUGGGCUUUCAAACUGGAUUACGAAAAUAGUGAAAAGGAAAUAGCAGAAAGGUUAAUGGAUUUAAAACAAGGUAUGGAAACACUCAAAGUAAAAGGAUUUCAAAUUGAAUAUCUUGCCAAAGUUCCCGAAGUCAAAGAUACAGUACACAAACAUACUCUUCUACAUCACUUAUGCCAUAUGGUAAUGGAAAAGUUUCCAGAUGCCACAGAUUUAUAUUCAGAGAUUGGAGCAGUUACCAGAGCAUCAAAAGUAGAUUUUGAAGAAUUGUCAAGUAAUAUCCAGAAAAUGGAACAAGAAUGUAAAGCCUCUUUUGAUCACCUUAAAGUAAUAUCAAAACAUGAUGGAGCAUCUAAUAUGAAACUAAAAAUGUCUGACUUCUUGGCAGAUAGUGCUGAAAGGAUAAUUGUUCUCGGUAAGGUUCAUCGAAGGGUGCUUCAUAGGUUUCAUAAAUUCUGCCUCUGGUUAGGAAUACCUCUCCAUAGAGCAGCCCUCACAAAGCCAAAUGAACUUUGUCGAAUAAUUUCUGAGUUUGCUCUUGAAUACCGCACCACUAGAGAGAGAGUUAUUCAGCAGCUGGAAAAGAAAGCCAACCAUCGGGAGAGAAAUAAGACAAGAGGAAAAAUGAUUACUGAGGUUGGCAAAUUCCGAAGUCAGGAAGACAGGGCAGAUGCUGAACUGAAAGAGCUCCUUGAUAAAAGCAACCAAGAUAGGGAUAAAACAAUUCAUGGCUCAUUACCCUGGCGGAGAACAAGGAAAAUUCCAGUUGGCCAUAUUUCAAGCCCAACAGAUCUGAGUGGACGAACGAACGGAAAUCUUAGUGAUGCCGACGAUGAAAUCCUCGAAAGUCUUGUGAAGACUGCAACUAAGACACCUGUCUCAAGGUCCACUACUCCCAGGGAAAGGAAACGGACGAGAAAUGCUGAUCGUAAGUCGUUGCGACGGACUCUUAGGAAUGGUCUUUCAGAAGAAGACAGAAAACAUCUUGCAGCUUAUAUCAAAGGAUAUUGACUAAAAGGAACAUUAGACUGUAUAUACAAUUAGUUUAUUUUAUAUAAAAUUUAAGAAUAUUCCUUUCCUUUCUAAAAAUUAUCAAAAUUUAUAGUUCCUAGUCUUCAUGGACAAUUCUCUCUUAAACGAUAGAGUGAGAAUAGCUUGAAGAGCGGAGGAGUACAUGAAAGGAGAAAUGUGCUCAUAAAUGGGCUGUCGAUUAGUUUAUCUAUUAUGUAUUUUUUUGUGAUAAAGAAUUAUUAUGUUUUUAUUGUGUAAAUAUAACUGAUUUCUUUUAAUUUUAAGCUUAUAAUGAAAAUGUUGAUAGCUGAGAUUGUAUUUAUUGUUGUUGACAUUUCUGUUUCUCUUCUGUAAUUUUUAAUACGAACUGUGAAAAUUUCAUUGUUUUGUAAAUAUAAUUCUUUCUUUUCAUUUAAAAAAAAAAGAUUAAAAAAUAUGCUUGACCAUUAUAAAGUUGACCUGCAUGCGUAAAUUUUCAUUUUAAUAAUCCUGUUAAAAAGUUAUUAGAAUUAUUGCAUUCCAAAAACAAUGCUUUUUAGCAAAAGAAACUCUAUCUACAUGAGCUCUUUAUCUGACAAAAUAUUGUUUUUCUCUUAAUUUAUGUGUUUUCUUAUAUUAUGUUCUUGUUCUUUAAAUAGAAAUUAUUUCUUAUAAAAAGUAAAUUGAGUUGAUUUUUAUUUUUUAUAGCUUUGCUACGCAUUUCUAGUGUCAUUUUAAUCGUGAUGACGUGUAUAACUAGUCGUGUAUUGCAGGUUUUAUUAAUUUAUGAUGCGUCAAAUUUUUCAUCCGUUGUUUUCAUUUUAGAGGCUGAGGAUAAAGAAUAAUUAAGUUGUUUUAAGAAUGGAUUUAGAAGUUGUAUAGUCUUUCAAUAUAUAUAAUUUAAAUAUUCAUGUU
This is a messenger RNA of Nezara viridula (southern green stink bug), 4056 nucleotides long. NCBI's taxonomy places the organism in Eukaryota, Metazoa, Arthropoda, Insecta, Hemiptera, Pentatomidae. The record is from the annotation of a GenBank genome assembly.